This is a messenger RNA of Zeugodacus cucurbitae (melon fly), 8490 nucleotides long. It is a transcript of the gene Usp2, whose product is annotated as ubiquitin carboxyl-terminal hydrolase Usp2. Gene Ontology annotation, molecular function: cysteine-type deubiquitinase activity. The record is from RefSeq and is a predicted model, not a curated record. Gene Ontology annotation, biological process: protein deubiquitination. Gene Ontology annotation, cellular component: cytoplasm. Lineage: Eukaryota; Metazoa; Arthropoda; Insecta; Diptera; Tephritidae. The transcript has 8 exons. Bases 186 to 3917 code for a protein of 1243 amino acids.
AGCGAAACGCAAAAUUAAAAUAAAAAUUUGCAGAAUAUACUCAAUACAAAUAAAAAAGUCAAAGCGACAAGUGAUAAAAGUGCAAAUAUAAAGAAAGAAUAAUAAAAAAAUAAACAAACAAACAAAAAACAGUAAGCAAGCAGUGUAACGGAGCAUUUGAAAACCCCGAAUAUACGUAUAGUAUAAUGAUAGACAUUAAAAAAGGCAGAAAUAGUUUUGAAAAUUUUUCAAUAUUGCGUGAAAAAUGUGAGCAAACCGUUAUAUUAGCGCAGCGUUCACAGCAGCAGCAGCAGCAAAUAACCAACAAUAUCCAUUACAAUAACAACACGACGAGCGUACAUAGACCAAAAACGACAUCGACAACAACAGCGGCAGCGUUGUUUCCGCCCGAAACCAGCAGCACAACAAAAUCACGCCUACACACAACAACUACAACAACAAUAAGUGUUAACGGCAAAGCAGAAGCGAAAUAUCUGAACGGCAGCGGUGGUAGGCGUGCUGCAACGGUGGGCAGCACGCACAACACCAAAAUCAAUACAACAGUCAAAAACACCAAUAACAACAGUAAAAUACACAACAGCGACGACACGAAUCCGGUGCGCGCCGCCAAUCAGCCAUUCUUUCUCGUCUCGCAAUUUCAAGAUCAAAACUUUCUGAAGGAGGAAUGUGAGUUGGCGCAUGCGCAAGUUGCACCAAAACAACAACAACAACAAAAACAAGAAGAACAAGAAUACGAACAAGUCGCAACAGCCAAUGGUGACGCUAACAACGCGAGUGCGCACAACAACAACAAUAACGCAAAACCAACAACUACUCAACAACAACCGAGUGGCGGCAACUACCGGCGUAAAAGCGUCAGCGACACAAGCAAAAGCAAUAACAACAACACCAGCAACAGCAACAAUCACAGCCAAAAAGCAAAUAACGCGUACUCCAUUGCGAGCAUUAGUAGGCGCACAGCAACAACAACAACACCAACACCAACAGCAGCAACAGUGGCGGCGGUAACAUCGAAUGGUGUACGACGCAGCGGCGGCGGUAGCGCCAACGCCAGCGUCAAUAUCAACAAUCCACAUCAUCACCAUCACCAUCACGUCAAUACAACAGCAUCCGCUGUGGCGACGACGAGUACGAACGCCAGCGCCAACGUUACGGCGAAGAGCGCCACAAACGAUACCACCGUCCACAAGGUCGACAUUGUCUUCAAUAAUCGCGCGCCAACGCAAGCGAACGGUGGACGUUUCGUGACGUCAAAAAGUGCGAAGCAGCCACAACAACAUAGUGCGUACAACGCUACGCGUCCGCUCAACGGCACUACUAUACUGGCCACAACAAACGGGGGCGCGCCAGCAACGAGCAGCGCUGCAACCAGUGGCGUUGGCACGUCGGCAGCGACAGCGACUAAGCUGAGUAACGGUCAAGGUAAAUUGGUACGUCCGCUGGUGCAUCGCACCAUACCAUCGACGGCGGUGGCGGCAGCGAACGCGGCCGCUGCGCGUGAAAACGUGAACGCCUACUCUAAUAAACUGUUCAACAGCUACAGCAGCAAUAGUAAUCGCCUCAGCAAUAAUAACAACAAUAAUAUCAAUAAUAACGGUGUGAAUAGUGUGUGCAUUAGCAAUAAUAGCGGCGGCAGCAGCAACAAUAAUAUCACCAGUGGCGUUAACGGUAUGCAACAUACGCUCGAACACGACGAUAUCAAGUACAUCGAUAGUGAUGACGCGCCCACAACGGCAGCGUUGGCGCAUGCCAGCGCCACAACGGUGACCACGCCUGCGCGUGGCGGCGCGCAGUUGGAGCGGAAAACACAGUUGCGCUGUGAGCAGCAGCUCUGUUGUCAGCAUACCAAUUGCGCGACGUCCACAACGGCAACGCUGACAGGCGCCUCCGCUGCUGCCGGUGUUGGUGGCGCGUCACUCAAAACACGUAUGCGUCCCAAAUCGACGAUCAUCUGUUCCACCAGCAAUCUCGUCUUCGAGAAGAUCAACAAUUACAAGUAUGCCAAUGGGAGCGCAGGUGGCGGCAGCAGCGCGGCUAAAUUUGUCGCCGAAGCAGCGGCAGCGCGUCGCAAUGAGUUGCGGCACAGCAUCGAUUCGAAUAGCAUACGGGCGUCCAUUGAGAAAUUCGAUAGUUUCAGCGAGCAAAAACGUAGCGCCGGCCUGCCGCAGGUGACGCUGCGUUCGCACGGCGGCGGCGGCGGCGGCGGUAGUACAAACAAUUUGCAACAUCAUCGCCAUAGUGGCAGUGAAUUCGAUCACGCCACCAGCGGCGGCAGCAGCAGUCUCUUGCGGUUAGCGCAAAGCGGUGGCGGCGGUGGUUCCUUGACUCGGGCGCCCUACCGCACUGUGUCACCGUCACCGGCUACCGCUUGUAAAGUUACUGCCACAAUGCAUGCGCCGUCCUUGACGCCCGGUUCGGCUGGUACGUCGCCUUCGUCGUCAUCGUCCAUACGCAGCGGUGCAUGCAAUACGAACAGUUUGCCAACGAAAAGUCUUGGCAGCGUGCUGGCUGCCUCAAACAAUGCAACUACCGCAAUUACCGCCAUCAAUCGUCAUCAGGAGUUGUCAGUAUUGCGUGCCGCUGAGCGUGCCUCUCCCAGCGCGCAGCUACAUAAAGAUACAGCUUCAAUGCCAGCCUCGGCUACGUCAUCGCCACUCUUAAAACAAGCCGACGUGAAAUUGCCGAAUGGCGAUGUAAAGAAGUGCGCGGCGACGGCCGUUACGAACGGCGCAUGCGAUGGCGCCGGCGCGGAUGUUGAAACUAUCCGCAGCACCGCUCUACGGAGUAUCCCGGCAGCACCGCCAUCGCCGACAGCCUCACGUUAUAGGGAUCGUGAUAGUCGUAUAACAUCGGGUCUGCUCUCCUCAUCAACAUCGUUGGCGUCUAAUAAUAUCGACGAUGCUAGCAAAUCGCGGGAUGAGAAUACGGAAGGUCUAUGUGGGCUGAGAAAUAUCGGAAAUACUUGUUUUAUGAAUUCGGUCAUACAGUGUCUGAGUCACACGAGCGAAUUGACAAAAUUCUUACGUACACACAAUGGCACACGCUCGACAUCGUCCAAGGAUCAACAAAUCUUACAAGAGUUUGCUAAGCUGAUACGCGAGAUGUGGACGAGCAGUGUACACAGCGUCACGCCGAUGGAUCUGAAGCGCGCCUUUUCAUCCAAACAUCGCAUGUAUAGCGAUUACAACCAACAGGACGCACAGGAAUUUCUGCGCUUCUUCCUCGACUCGCUGCAUAGUGCACUAAAUACGGGCGUGAAAGGGGAACACUUGAAAAUCGACGAUAAUCUUAGCGACAAUAAGAAAGCCGAUCUAACGUGGGAAUGGUAUUCGAGACAUGAGAACUCACUCAUACGCGACCUCUUCGUCGGCCAAUUGAAGAGCACACUACGUUGUACCACCUGUGGCAAUACGAGCGUCACCUUCGAUCCGUUUUGGGAUUUGAGCGUUUCGUUGCCAUCAUCAUCACGCUGCAAGCUAGAAUCUUGCCUUGAUCUGUUCAUACGCGAAGAGGUGUUGGAUGGCGAUGAGAUGCCCACAUGUGCGAAGUGUCGCCAACGUCGAAGGUGCACGAAAAGCUUCAGCAUACAACGAUUUCCCAAAUAUUUGGUUAUACAUUUGAAGCGUUUCUCGGAGACCCGUUGGAGCAAGCUGUCUAAUAUUGUCGAAUUUCCGACUGGUGAACGUGAAUUGAAUAUGGGUCCAUAUGGUGCGAACCCUGGCUCGAGCAUACAUUACUCGCUGUAUGCGAUUUCGAAUCAUAUGGGUUCCACGGCUGGCGGUCAUUAUGUGGCAUUGUGUAAACAUCCGGUAUCGAAAAAAUGGCAUGAAUUCAACGAUAAUGUUGUUAGCGACACGCUCUCCGAAAAUAAUCUAGUUUCAUCCAGUGCCUAUAUACUGUUCUAUGAGCGAGCGUAAGAAAUAAAUCACGCGUGUAACAAAAAAAUAAAAUAAAAUAAAAAGCAAACAUACUCACAGCUCCAACACACACACACACACAUAACACCCACACAUACACAUAGCCAAUCUUGCAACUUAAGUCUUAUGUACAAAAGUAAAAAAAAAACAUAAAAUCAAACAACAAAAAAAAAAAACGAAACGGAUACAACUACUAACAACAAACUCUGUAACCAGCAGAAAAAUGGAACUGUCUGGGAAGACAACUGCAACAAAGCAGCAACAUAAGACCACCAACAACAAAGGCAAUGGCAAUGGCAAACCAAAUGCGAAAUUCCAACGAAAUUAUGCGAACAGCGGCAGACACUACGGUUGAGGUGACCAACAAGACUAGAAACAAGAAAAUAAUGGUUUAACCAUGAAUCUGCAAACCAUUUUAACCCAUACACCUAACAAAUUGCUACUGCUACUUAAUCACUAUAACGACUCUACUACGCUCUUCUUAUUUUUUACCUUAUACUAAUGUCCAGCAACUAUACGCCUGCAUACAACAUACAAACAUAACUGUUGUUGACUAAAAUGAAAAAAAAAAAAAAAUUAAUAAUCACAAAAACAACAACAACAAACACAUGCACGUUGUAAACAUUUAUGCUGCUAACUUCAAACUAUUGCUAAUAGCAACAACAAAAACAAAAACAACUACAAAAGCUAAUGUAAAAUAAAAAAAAAAAUCUUAAAAAAAGCUGUGUCGACGCCGUCUCCUACUACUACAACUACAACUACUAUUACACACAUACUUGCAACUCCUACAAACAACAACAACAACUAUUAUGCAGCGUGCAACAUGCAACUUGUUUGGGAAAGAAAGCAACAAACACAAUAUCACUUCUCAAUUAGUUGUUUGGCGUACAACAACAACAACACCAACAACAAUGCGGCCGCUAAUUACUUUAACACGCCAAACUCUGUAAAUCUCUGUACAUGUAACAUGUAAAAAAAAUGUGCAAUUUUCGAUCGAGUCCAAAGAUAUAUAUACCAACAUACAUACAUACAUACAUACAUACAUACAUAUAUGUAUAAAUGUGUACAUACAUACAUACAAACAUUAUAAUAUAGUUGCUGAUGCUGUAUUUCUUGUAUAAAUGUAAAAAAAAUGCUGAAACAAAAACAACAAAAAAUUAUAUGCCGUUGUAUUUAAAAAAAGAAAAGAUAUGUUAAAAAGCAAGUAAUUAAAUCGAAUAACAGUGUGUAUAAGCGAUUUUUAAAGCAUACAUACAUAUAUAUUUUUUACAUAUAUAUAUAUAGUUAAAAUUGGUUUUCAUUAUAUGUAAACGACGACUUGUGUAUGUGAGUAAGUGCGUGGGCGUUAAAGCCGGGUGAGAGGCUUUUUGUAAUGAUAUUGGCUAAUUAACGGUUAAUAUAUAUAAAUAUUUUAAUUUUAUGCUUCGAAAUGGCAGCAAAGUUGCGUAUGUAGUUGUUGUUUUUUUUUAUUUAUAUUAAGUAAUUUUUGGCUUACAAUUUUAGUAAAAAAAAUAGUAAAAAUGCUGCUAACACUUGAGUGCGCUUGUUUUAAAUACACUAACAACUAAUAAUGUAAAAAAAUAAGCGUCUUAACAGUGAAUAUUUAUUAAAUUACGCAAUAGCACUUAGGGCGGAACUUAAAAAUGUAUAAACAGCUACUACAUAGAUACUAAAAAUACUAACUAAAAACCCAAGCGCAUAUAUUUAUUAUAUAUAAAAUAUGUAUAUAUAUAUACAUAUAUAUAUAUAUUUAAUAUAUAUAGGCGCUGUAGCGUACUAUUGCUAUUAAAAAUAAGUUUUUAUUGUAUGCGAACAAGUUAAAAAAAAAGAAAAAUAAAAGCUAAAACACAAAUUAAGAGAGAAAGCUAGUCCUAAAACAACAACAACAACAAUACAAUAAAGUUAGUAUAUUAAACAAUAACAUAAAUGAAAUGAAAAAUGUAAAAAAACUAUUUAUUAUUGCUAAAAAAAUUUAUUAUGGCAGCAACAAGUGUAGCUAAAGAAAUUUUAACAAGGUAUGCUAGUAUGAAAGAAGAAAAAACAAGCUACAAAUUAAAAAAAAAAAAUUAAAACAAUUUUUUAGGUUAAGUGCAGCAGCUAAUAGCAAAAUAGUUUUACAAAUAAAACAAUUAAUAAAUAAAAUAAUUUAUUAAAAAAUACACAAGCAAGCAUGCAGGGCUGCGCAGAAGAGUGUAGAGAACAAAGGCGAAAGUAAGGUAAAAGAAAAUAAAAUAUUAAAAAAGCUUGCAAUAACAUUAUAACGGAAUUUUGUACUAAAUAACGGGGUAAAGAAACACUGAAGAAGCAGCGGUACACACAAAAAUCAUAUUAAGGGGUUAGGGGUAGAAAGAGACAUGAACAAUUUUUUUUAAGAAGAAGACAAGAAUUUUCAUUAACUAGUUUUUGCUAUUAAAUCAUGUUAUUUUACAAAAGUAAUAAUAUGGCAUUAUUACAAAAUGUUUUGACUUGAUGUCACGAAAAUUUCAAAAAAAAAAUAAUAAUUUCCAAAGUUAUAGCUAUUUGUGUUGACCCAGUUCCAAAAAAGGUACUUGUGGUGACAAUCUUAAGUUCUGGUAGAUUCAUUUAAAAUCAAUUGGAUAAGACAAUUUUGUUUUAUAAAUAGAUAAUCCUGUUCCUAAUCGAAGAUUUUUUCGUUUUUUUUCAAAAAUUUACAAAAUAGCGGUAUUAGGAAAUUUUUUUCUAGAUUUUCGGGAAAAAAUCAACUGUAAUUGGUCUUAAAAAUCGAAAAACAAAAAAAAAAACUCGAUCAGGUCCAGUAUUUUAUUUGUAUUCUAAAAGCUUUAUAAAUUUCAGUAAAAUCUACAGAGCGUUUUUUUCGAGUUACAGUCACCAAUUCAAAAGUUAAAAAAAAAAAUUUCAGAAAAACGUUUCACCCGUGCGUUUUGGAGUGCCCGAGCGCUCGAAUAACUUCAAAUUUUCAGAGAAUAUUUUAAAAAUAUUACACUUAACGAAAAUGCAAAAAAUUGAUUUUUUGAAAAUCCUGACUAUCUCUAACCCCUUCAAUAUGUUGCUAAAACAACUACAAAAAACAGUAAUAUGAACAGAUAUUGGUGAAAAAGAUGAAACGCAAUUGGCUAAGAUGAAUGAUGUGGAGGAAUUCGAAGCAAUUCAAAAACAAAAAAAAAAAAACAAAAAAAAACAACAACAAAAAGUAAACAACAACAACUAAAAAUCGUUACACAUACAACACAUAAUAUACAUACAUGUAAAUUACAUAUACACUACUACAACAACUACUACUAUUACGUUAAAACACAAUUACACUCACAACAACACAAACUAAAAAUAAAAAUUAAAAUGAAAAAAAAAAAUAUUACCAAAACAAAAACAAAAAAUAAAAAAUAUAGUUUAUAAUAAAAAAUGCUGCGUAUACAUAUAUAUAAAAUGCAUGAAACUUAUGGUAUGCGAAAAUGUGUAGAAAACUUUAUGAAAAAAACAACAACAACAAAAAGAAAUCGUUUUUAUUAAGUGCAUGUCACAAGCAAUUGUUUUUGUUAUUUAUUUUAUGCUGCUGUUAAUUUACUUUUAAACACAUACUGUAUACAGUUAAAACGCUUGUAUAUAUAUAUACAGAAAAAAAUAAUAAUAAACACACACAUACUACAUAUAUGUAUGUACAUGAAAAUUAUUUAUUUUGUUGAAAGUGAACGUAUGUGUGUGCGUGUCCAAUUUAUUUAUGUGUAAAAUGCAACUAUUUUUUUUUAUUUAUUUUAAAUAUAUUUGCCUUUUUUGUUUGAAAAGUGUGAAAAGCAAAUUUUAAAAAAAAUUUACAACAAUUAAACCUAUUUGUUACUUGUUUUCAAUAAUUUAUUAUGUUUUAUUUAUUUUUACGUGUGUUCAUAGUGUGCGUAGGCGGGUAGAGGUAGCAGCUUCCAAGCGGCUAUAAACUAGAUAGAGAGUGUAAAAAAUUAACAAAUUGAAAAAAAAAAACAAAUUACAAUUCUAAAAAAAAAUUAAGAAAUUAUAUUGAUUAAAAAAAUUCAAAAAAUAAAUUAAAAAUUAAAGAAAUGUAAACAAAAAUUAAGAAAGUAUACAAAAAAAAACAAAAAUAAAAAAUACUAAUAUUUAAAAAAAUAUACAAAAAGCAAAAAAAAAAAGUUACAAAAAGCAAAAAAAAAAAUUACAUAAAAUUAAAAAAAAAAAUAUUUAUAAAAAUUAAAAUAAAAAAAUAAAAAUAUUUUCAAAGUAAAACCACAUUAAAUGCAAAAAAAUACAACACAAAAUAUGUAUUUAUGUAUAUUGACUUCUCAUACUAACAGCGUGUUGCUAGAAAUACAUAAUGAAUACUUAAAGAACAAAAAAAUAAGCAAAAACAACAACAUUAGUUAAUAAAAGGCCUGCAACAAUAGUUAAAAAGUAAAAUAAAACUGAAUAAUAUAAUUAAUUCAAUUUGAAUGGAAAAUAUUAGGCAAAAACAUAAUUAUUACUAUUGUAUUAAGGAAAUUGCUACUCAAAUCAGAAAAGAAGUAUAAGAACAAACACAAAACCAAAUGAAGAAAAAAAUGGUCUUUAUUUCAUUGAAAAAAUAAAAUAUAUAUUUAAAAUACUAAAA